AUUCGACUGUUGCUUCUCUACAGAAACCAUGGAACAAUUUGAAUACAAGAAUUAUCUGGACAACAUUGUUUUGCAACUUCGUGAGCAGUUUGUAGAUUCUUCAUUGAUGGUAUUUAACUUCAGAGAUGAAGGAAAAAGUCUGGUUUCAGGCUUGUUCUCCCUUUACGGUAUCACAGUUAAAGACUAUCCCUGCCAGUACCUAGGAUGCCCAUUGCUUCCUUUGGAGAUGGUCCUCCACUUCCUAAGGUUGAGCGAGAGGUGGCUUAUGCUGGAAGGGCAGCAAAACUUUCUACUCAUGCAUUGUGAGAAAGGCGGUUGGCCGGUUUUGGCAUUUAUGCUUGCAGGUCUCCUUCUAUAUAUGAAGCAGUAUAAUGGGGAAGAAAGAACUCUAGUCAUGGUUUAUAAGCAAGCGCCAAAGGAACUUCUUCAGAUGUUAACAACACUAAAUCCACAACCUUCCCAUCUUCGGUAUCUACAGUACAUAUGCAAAAUGGAUGAUGAGCUUGAAUGGCCUAUACAACCAAUUCCUUUUACUUUGGAUUGUGUAAUUCUUAGGGAAGUACCCAAUUUUGAUGGUGUAGGUGGUUGUAGGCCAAUAGUUCGUGUAUAUGGGCAGGAUUUUCUAACUGUUGAUAAAAGAUGCAAUGUUAUGUUGCCACCAUCAAAGCCUAGGAAACACGCUAGGCGUUACAAACAGGCAGACAAUAUAUCAGUGAAGUUAAAUGUUGGAUCCUGCGUGCAAGGAGAUGUUGUCCUUGAAUGCUUGCAUAUUGAUGAUAGCCUAGAAGAUGAAAGGUUGAUGUUUCGGGUGAUGUUCAAUACCUAUUUUAUCCAAUCUCACAUUCUACCGUUGAACUUUGAAAACAUUGAUGUGUCAUGGGAUGCUGAACAACGGUUCACAAAAAAAUUCAAGGCAGAGGUACUCUUUUCAGAGUUUGAUGGUGAGUCUGAUGCAUCCAUAGAAGUUGCAUCUGACUAUGAUGACGAGGUGGAAGUUGGCUCUAUCGACGUGUUCUUUGAAGCAAGUGUUCUCCACGUGCUGAACUAA
This is a messenger RNA of Oryza sativa Japonica Group (Japanese rice), 1048 nucleotides long. NCBI's taxonomy places the organism in Eukaryota, Viridiplantae, Streptophyta, Magnoliopsida, Poales, Poaceae. The record is from RefSeq and is a predicted model, not a curated record.